Molecule: messenger RNA, 3033 nt
Organism: Linum trigynum
Lineage: Eukaryota; Viridiplantae; Streptophyta; Magnoliopsida; Malpighiales; Linaceae
Source: the annotation of a GenBank genome assembly
UACUAAUUAGUUUACUAGCUUUGAGCUCUGUCAGUUGGUCGGAAAGUGAUUUUUCUUUAACACGCAUGAAAUUGUUGUGCAUUGCUAUUAUAAUAGUACAAAACUAAACAUUGAUAUAGUUUAAUAAGUACUCAUCAGUAAAAGAAACUUGUCCCAUCCCAUGAACUUUGGUAGUACAUGAGUACUUCAUGAAGAUAUAAUUGAAUGAUAUUUCAACCAAACAAAAAAAGAAUUGAAUGAUUUUGAUAUAGUUUAGGGGUCGUUUGGAGAACGAAAUUUAUGGCUUGGAUUCAUUGAAUUCGCAGAAUUUGUAAAAAGUUAAGUUUUUUUUUGUUACUUUUUGUAUUGUGGAUUUUAGUUUUAUAGAUUUCAAAUCUCUAGAAUCUAUCGAUAUCAAAUCUCUCAUAAUCAGAGAGAUUAUAUAUCUUGAUUCGUGAAAUUUAUUUCCUCAUACUCUUUCUCUUUUUUAAUCAUUUAUCAUAUUAAAUAUAUUUAUUAACAAUUUUUUAAAUAUUUCGUGAACCACUCUUAUUUUUUUAUUAAGGAUAAAUAUGUUAUUUAAUAUAAAAUUAAAAAUAAACUACUCUUUUAAUAUAGACCAUUAGAUCUACGAAGGAAAGAUAAUAAAGAAAAAUGAAAAGAAAAAAAUUAAUAAAAAAUCUGAUUGGUGGGAGGGCUAUAGAUGCGUAGGAACUAGGAAGGCUAGAAUUUCGAAAUGGUGAAAGUAUAAAUGGAGAAAUUUUUUAUUAUAUUCUAUAGAUAGAUAGAUAGAUAGAUAUCAAUAGGGUUAGAGGUAUAAUAUGCUCUAUACUAUGACGUUUUAUCAACCAUGCCCCUCUACUAUUUUUUACAUCAAACAUGCUUCUGUAUUUUGAAAAAAUUAUCAAACAUGCUCUUAUGUUUAAAUUUCCAUUGAAAAAAAUCGGCAAUCAUGGUUGAACCGAGAUUUAGACGACUCGACAUUGGCAAAUAGGAGGGAAAAUGUCAGUUUUGUUCCCCGUUUUAUUUCUACGGGUCUCUUCAAAGUCAAAUUAUUUGAAUUAUUUGGCUAUACUAAAGAACAAAAAAAAAUCUAAAGUGGAAUUAUUAGGGAUAUUUUAAACAUUUGUGCCACCCAAAGCAAAGUUCGACCUUGGUUAACGGGUUUUUGAUGAAAAGUUUAACAAAAGGGCAUGUUUGAUAAUUUUCACAAAGUACAAGGACAUAUUUGACGUAAAAAAUAAUAAAAAGACAUGUUUAAUAAAACGUUAUAGUAGAUAUAGAUAGAUGACUAUACAAAGCCGCCUGAGAAAUGGCAUGCCGUUCUAACUCCAGACUCCAGAGCUAUAUAUAUGAACCAUCUCUAGAGCCUCAUUCUCCAAAUCAUUUCCCAAAAAUGGAGAACGACAGCAACCCAUCUCCAGUCCUCUACGACAUCAUAAUCCUAGGAGCAUCCGGAUUCACGGGCAAAUACGUCGUAAGAGAAGCACUCAAGUUCCACAACUCCCCAUCUUCCCCUCUCAAAUCCUUCGCCAUUGCGGGCCGAAACCAUUCUAAGCUCACCCAAACCCUGAAAUGGGCCGCCGAGCCCAACUCUCCACCUCCGUCCAUCCCAAUCCUCACCGCCGACACCGCCGACCCUGCUUCCCUGAGCCUGCUCUGCUCUCAAACCAGGCUCAUUCUCAACUGCGUCGGCCCCUUCCGCCUCCACGGCGACCCUGUCGUUGCCGCCUGCGUCAAGGCCGGCUGCGACUACUUGGAUAUCUGCGGGGAGCCGGAGUUUAUGGAGCGGAUGGAAUACAGUUACCACGACCAAGCGGUUGAGAAGGGUUCGUUGGUUGUUUCGGCUUGUGGGUUCGAUUCGGUCCCGGCUGAGUUGGGUUGGAUGUUUAACUCGAAGCAGUGGGUUUACCCGGCUGUGCCUAACCAGAUUGAGGCUUACUUGAGCUUGGAAUCGGAUAGAGACAUUGUUCUCAAUUUCGGGACUUAUGAAUCGGCGGUUCUUGGUGUUGCCAACAUGGACAAAUUGCUAGAGUUGAGGAGAUCCAGACCCAGAAGGUCCAAGCCCAAGAUUCCGGGGCCAUAUCCUAAUAAAGGACCAACAAUAGAGUACCAAAAUGAGUUUGGUCUUUGGGUGAUAAAGCUUCCAUCGGCGGAUACUGCAGUUGUAAGUAGAACGCUUGCAACACUAACAAAACAUCCUCAUGGUGUUCCAGGGGCUAAAGAGAGUGAUGAAGGAACUGAGAAGAGGAAGAAAUUUUGGUCGGCCACGAAGCCUGCUUAUUUUGGACUGAAGUUGGGGUCUAACUGUCUGUUGGGUCUCUUCCAGUUUAUUACUCUUGGUGUCUCUAUUGGCUUCUUGGGCAGAAGUUCUAUUGGAAGGUGGUUACUCCUAAACUUCCCAUCAAUUUUCAGCCUCGGAUGGUUCAGCAAAAAGGGUCCUUCCGAGGACGAGGUUGCGAGUGCUUCGUUCAAGAUGUGGUUCGUCGGACGAGGAUACAGUGACUUGAAUCGAAGGACGUCGACAGAAGUUGGGGAAAAGAAGCAGGAGCCCGAUGCGGAGAUCAUAACAAGGGUCAUGGGUCCUGAUGCGGGCUAUUCGACAACCCCUAUCAUCUUGCUACAAUGUGCUCUGAUUGUUCUCGAUCAACGUGAGAAUUUGCCCAAAGGAGGAGUUCUCACUCCAGGGAUUGUGUUUGGUCCGACGAAUCUUCGAGAGCGUCUCCAGCAUAAUGGGAUUUCUUUUGAUGUCAUUUCGAGGAGAAUUGUAUCUACCAAGUGACGAGGGCUCUAAUUCAUCCUUUGAUUGAGUGAGAAACUAUUUAUCUCCAAGUUUGGUCUUGUCCAUUUUAAGUUACUCGAAUAGGUUGAUAGUUUUUGGGCUUUGUAGUUUGUGAACUAUUCUAUCUUUAAAAACUAGCUUUGUACUUGGCCGAUUGAGUUUUGGUUAUUUAGGUUAAUCAAAUAAUCUUGCGACUUUAAUUGUUUUAAUUCACUCUUUGAAAAAUAUAUGUGAUCUCUUGCAUGCAAAUUGAAUGAAACAUUGACUUGAAA